AGGGUGGCAGAUUUUGCGCGAAAAAUACUCAAGACCGCUGCUGAGAGUGCGUGAAAACCGUGCCAGUGCGUGCAUAUAGUGGCCAGGAAAGUCGUGAGUGCUGCGCCGUGACCGCAAGAAUGGUGGAGGCGUGAAUAGCGAGCAACUUCCUCACGCAGGAGAAGCGCGCAAUGACAAGGAAAAAGGCAUGAUUCUCUGGCGCUGACGACUUGGCAGAGUGGCAAAGAGCGAAAGACAGGAACCCAGGAGGGCAGAUGAAUUUGCUGUGCUGGACGAUGGCGCCGAAUCCGCGUGUGACGAGAAAGUGGGAGAUCUUUGCGGGACGCAAUAAAUUCUUCUGUGAUGGAUACCUGAUGACCGCCCCGCACUCGGGCAUCUUCUACCUGACCGUGUUCCUCAUCACGGGCACCAGCGCGCUUUUCUUCGCCUUCGAUUGCCCCUUCCUGGCGGAGAAGAUCACGCCGGCCAUCCCGAUCAUCGGCGGCAUUCUCUAUAUCUUCACCAUGAGCUCUCUGUUCCGCACAUCAUUCUCGGAUCCGGGCAUCAUCCCGCGGGCCUCCCAGGACGAGGCGGCGUACAUCGAGAAGCAGAUUGAGGUGCCAAACUCCCUCAACAGUCCCACUUACAGGCCGCCGCCGCGCACAAAGGAGGUGCUCGUGCGCGGUCAGAUCGUGAAGCUAAAGUACUGCUUCACGUGCAAGAUAUUCAGACCACCCAGAGCUUCCCACUGCAGCCUCUGCGACAACUGCGUGUCACGCUUCGACCAUCACUGUCCAUGGGUGGGAAAUUGCGUGGGGAAGCGCAAUUAUCGCUUCUUCUACAUGUUCAUUGUCUCUCUGGCAUUCCUGACAGUCUUCAUCUUCACCUGCUCAACCACACACAUUGUUCUGCUGACGAAAGACCGCAAUGACUUGACACUGGAGGCGAUCAAGGAGAGUCCCUUCAGCCUGAUUAUCGCCAUCAUUUGCUUCCUCUCCGUGUGGUCGGUGAUCGGCCUAGCGGGCUUCCACACGUACCUCAUCACCAGCGACCAAACAACGAAUGAGGACAUCAAGGGCUCCUUCUCCACAAAGGGCGGCCAGCACGCCGUGAAUCCCUACUCGCGGGGCAACAUCUGCCUGAACUGCUUUCACAUCCUGUGCGGGCCCAUCCAGCCGUCGCUCAUCGAUCGGCGCGGCAUUGUGACAGACGAAUACAGGAGCCAGAUGCUGGUGCCCGAUCCCUUCAUGUCCAACGCCCCCAUGAUUCCGCACCAGCCCACAGCGGCGCAGACGGCGGAAUCGCCCAAGGCGACGGGAAAUAUCUACGAUAUGGAUGUGGAGGGCAAUCCAUCCGGGACAGGAGUGUAUCGGCAGCGCAGCUACGAUAAUCUCCACAACGGAAACUCCAACAGUGUUGAUCACUUGGUGGAGAACGAGAUUCCGCUGGCGACGAUGCAGAGUCCGGCGGAUGAGAGUUGCGCGGACAACAAGGUGAGUGACAGCUACACGAACCUCUUCCGGGCGUCCGUGGAGGCGGACGCGGAGGAGCCGGAGCGACAAGAGACCGUAGGGGCGGCGCCCGUGGAAAAUGUGUACAGCAAUAUUCCGGCGGCCGACGAGGAUCCCACGAUGCAUGUGUACUCCAACGUGGGCAACACGUCGGACGAGAUCAGCUUCGACGCCAACAACAGCCUGCUCGUGGCCUCGUCCACGCUCCUGGCGGAUGACCUGGACCUGGACGAUCCGGCGGCGGCGGCGAGCGCCUAUCGCGGCGAUCAGGCUGUCGUCGCGAAGACGCCGGCGAAGGCGAAGGACGAGCUGAAGGCCAAGAACGGCGACGUGACGCGCCAGAAGACCGUCGGUGCGACGAUUGAGAUGAAAAAUGUGAUACCGUCAGUGGCGGAAAGUGUCAAUAGCUCGAGUCGGCUGCGCAUGCUGCACGACACCACGAUGAUUGAUACUGCCCUGGAUCUCGACAGCCUGGACGGCUCGAGCCUGGGCAACAAUUCGAGCGCGUGUCUCGUGAAGAGUGCGGCGAUCGUGUGAGAUUUCCUGUG
This is a messenger RNA of Phlebotomus argentipes, 2038 nucleotides long. It is a transcript of the gene app, whose product is annotated as palmitoyltransferase app. The record is from RefSeq and is a predicted model, not a curated record. Gene Ontology annotation, molecular function: protein-cysteine S-palmitoyltransferase activity. Lineage: Eukaryota; Metazoa; Arthropoda; Insecta; Diptera; Psychodidae. The transcript has 6 exons. Gene Ontology annotation, biological process: peptidyl-L-cysteine S-palmitoylation; protein targeting to membrane. Bases 255 to 2027 code for a protein of 590 amino acids. Gene Ontology annotation, cellular component: endoplasmic reticulum; Golgi apparatus.